CAUUCCCAGAGGCAGCAGAUGUCCAACAGCAGCUCCAUCACCCACUUCCUCCUCCUGGCCUUUGCAGACACACGGGAGCUGCAGCUCGUGCACUUCUGGCUCUUCCUGGCCAUCUACCUGGCUGCCCUCCUGGGCAACGGCCUCAUCAUCACUGCCAUUGCCUGUGACCACCGCCUCCACACCCCCAUGUACUUCUUCCUCCUCAACCUCUCCCUCAUUGACCUGGUGUCCAUCUCCACCACUCUCCCCAAAUCCGUGGCCAGUUCUCUGUGGGACACCAGGACCAUUUCCUACUCGGGAUGUGCUGCCCAGGUUUUUUUCUUUGUUGCCUUGAUCUCAGCAGAGUUUUAUCUUCUGACAGUCAUGGCCUAUGAUCGCUACGUUGCCAUCUGCAAACCCCUGCACUACGGGACCCUCCUGGGCAGCAGAGCUUGUGUCCACAUGGCAGCAGCUGCCUGGGGCACUGGGUUUCUCACUGCUCUCCUGCUUGCGGCCAGUACAUUUUCAAUACCCCUCUGCCAGGGCAAUGUCCUCAACCAGUUCUUCUGUGAAAUCCCCCAGAUCCUCAAGCUCUCCUGCUCAGACUCAAACUACCUCAGGGAAGUUGGGCUUCUUGUGGUCAGUGCCUGUUUUGCAUUUGGCUGUUUUGUGUUCAUUGUGGUGUCCUAUGUGCAGAUCUUCAGGGCCGUGCUGAGGAUCCCCUCUGAGCAGGGUCGGCACAAAGCCUUUUCCACCUGCCUCCCUCACCUGGCCGUGGUCUCCCUGACUGUCAGUACUGGCAUAUUUGCCCACCUGAAGCCCCCCUCCAUCUCAUCCCCAUUUCUAGACCUAGUGGUUUCAGUUCUGUACUCGGUGGUGCCUCCAGCUGUGAACCCCCUCAUCUACAGCAUGAGGAACCAGGAGCUCAAGGAUGCCCUAUGGAAAGUGGCCCAGUGGAUGCUCUGUCACCGACAAUAA
Molecule: messenger RNA, 957 nt
Organism: Calidris pugnax (ruff)
Lineage: Eukaryota; Metazoa; Chordata; Aves; Charadriiformes; Scolopacidae
Product: olfactory receptor 14J1-like
Exons: 1
Coding region: 19-957 (312 amino acids)
Biological process (GO): G protein-coupled receptor signaling pathway
Cellular component (GO): membrane
Molecular function (GO): olfactory receptor activity; G protein-coupled receptor activity
Source: RefSeq, a predicted model, not a curated record